This is a messenger RNA of Postia placenta MAD-698-R-SB12, 252 nucleotides long. RefSeq lists its product as hypothetical. The record is from RefSeq and is a predicted model, not a curated record. The transcript is spliced from 2 exons. The coding region runs from base 1 to 252 and encodes 83 amino acids. NCBI's taxonomy places the organism in Eukaryota, Fungi, Basidiomycota, Agaricomycetes, Polyporales, Adustoporiaceae.
AUGCCUCCGCACGCACGGUCCAUCAUUCCGCACCGCAUUCUCCCUGCCAUCGUUCUCAGCCGCUCCGUCCCUCGUGCUCUGCGCCCGCGCCUGUGCUGCGACGUCCCCCGACCGCGCCGGCGAUCCACGCCGGAUGCAGCGCGCUCUCUAGAGCUUGCGCCCAGAAGCGCUUCCUCUCCAUUCGAGGGGCCACCCCCAUCGAAGGCUCGUGCGCGCCCAGGCGCCCCCACGUCUGCAGGACAGAAUAUCUAA